Molecule: messenger RNA, 564 nt
Organism: Penicillium lagena
Lineage: Eukaryota; Fungi; Ascomycota; Eurotiomycetes; Eurotiales; Aspergillaceae
Product: GNAT family N-acetyltransferase
Exons: 1
Coding region: 1-564 (187 amino acids)
Molecular function (GO): acyltransferase activity, transferring groups other than amino-acyl groups
Source: RefSeq, a predicted model, not a curated record
AUGACCGUCGACAGCCUUCAUUUUCGUAUUGCAACCCCAGACGAUGCGGGGCAAGUUCAGCAACUUGUGCAAUCGGCAUUUCGCGCCGAAGACAGCAGACAAGAGUGGACUGCGCAUGAGGAACUCAACUCGCGCUUUUCCAUUGAACUCAAAGAGAUCCUGGCCAUAAUCACCAACCCAGAUUCCGCGUUUCUGAUGGCCACCGACAACAAUGCCACCUUUGUGGCCACCAUCGGGGUUUCUAAGAAGGCUGCUGAUCGCGGUCGCUUGUUUAUGCUCGCAGUAGAUCAGAAAGCCCAGCGCGGUGGUGUUGGACGCCAGGUACUUGCUUACGCUGAGGACUACUGUCAAAGGACUUGGGGCGUCACGAACCUCGGGUUGAACGCUCUUUCGACGCGCCAGAACCUGAUUUUGUGGUACAUACGCCGCGGCUACCGCAAGACUGGCGAAGAAACACCAUUCCCUCGUGAGCACUUCAAAGAUCUGGUGUUGCCGGAUGACAUGUGUUUUGUGGAGCUGGAGAAAAACUUAGGCGCAGUGCCUGUUGUGGAAGGACCUGCAUGA